Messenger RNA from Anopheles moucheti, 2836 nucleotides. RefSeq names its product RUN domain-containing protein 1. The record is from RefSeq and is a predicted model, not a curated record. Lineage: Eukaryota; Metazoa; Arthropoda; Insecta; Diptera; Culicidae. The transcript has 3 exons. The coding region runs from base 269 to 2467 and encodes 732 amino acids.
CGUGCCAGGAGAAGGCAAAACUUCUCCGAAGGAAAAAGUUAUUCCUUCAUUGAUUACAUAUGGUGGGAUAGCAAUGAAGAAAGCUUGCCAACAAAGUACGUCAUUCUAGCGCCCACACAGCAGCAGCAGGGUUUUAGUUUCCGUGACCGUCGCAGGACUUCGAACGAAAUGGUCGCAGGAAAUUGAAUAAUUUCAUACAAGCCUUAAGCGAACAUUUGUCGGAGGGUGUUUUGACUAGUGAGAGCAGUUUUGGAAAAAAACCUAAAACAUGUCCUCCGUAGGCAUACGAAUCGACGAAGCUCUUUCGUUUGUAGACCAGGGCGACCAAGCAUGCGUUGGAAAGAACGCGGAAGAGGAAGCCUGUGGCAAUUGUGGUGACGAUGGCAACGUGGAAGUUGAUAUGAAAUUUGGUUUGUUCGUUGAGAAUGAGCGCUCAGUACCGAGGAAUGUAUCGGAGGAUGAGUUCGAUUUCGAUUCUGCGUUCAGUUCCGAAUCUAACCAAGGGCUUACGGAUGAAAGCACUAUCGACCACCACGACGAAAGAUCCAUGCCCGAUGGAGCAGUGGAGCGGGAAAGGCUGAAAUCGCUCGAGGACGAGCAUGAGGUCUUAUCGUCGAACCUGAUUGCACUGACAUCGCAUUUCGCUCAGGUGCAGCUACGAUUACGACAGAUCGUAGAAGCGCCACCCCAGGAACGGGAUUCGUUGCUGAAAAAUCUCGAAGAGUUUGCGUUCCUGGGCAUACCGGAAAUACAGCAGAAUCCGGUGAAGCAAAACAUCCCCGAAAUCGUGGCCAAUCUCGACCGAAGUCCGGAGUCGGUGGAAAACCUACGCGAAAAGCAGCAUGAACUUAUCGAACAGCUGAAAACGCAGCUAAUGGAUCUGGAGCGGUAUGCGUACGAGUCUGGUGCAGGAAUUCUGCCGCAAACGAUCCUGCUCGAAAAGCAGAAGGUGAUCAUCGAGGAGAUAAAGAAAAAAAUCAACUUAAACUUGAACGAACUGGACCUGCCGCAGCUUACCUCGGAAGAUCUUCGCCAGCAGGUGGACAGUGCGCUGGACGAGCUGGUAAAUCCGUUGAAGAUGAAAGAACAGCUGGUGACGCAGCUUAAAACACAAAUUCAAGAUCUGGAACGAUUUAUCGGGUUUCUGCAGACGAAUGAGAAGGCAGAAAUUAAAAAACGUUUCCUUGAGCAACAGCAACAAAAGCAACAGUGUACAGAACUCUCCAAAGAACACGGUAAUAGAUCACAACACGUGACGGAUCGUCAAACGCUUUCAAAGCCCGUAGUAGCCGGUCACAGCUCGGUGAACCAUGGCGGCAAUAGUAACCAAGCAGCAGCAAAACGGGAAUCCUUCAAUAGCAAGGCGUUUGGUUUGAUGGAUAAGGCUGGAACAUUGCUGCAAAUGUUUGCCCUGUCCCAGUUCAACUGUGGCAGCGAGCAUCGGAACAGCGAGGCAAACUAUCAAUCGAAAAUGAUGGCACGCACACGGCAAAACUGUUGGGGUGAUAUUCGAGCAAGACUGGAAUACGACGUGCAGGAGAUUGCAUCGUUGGUGCUGACGUUACAAAGCGAAAUAGCGCCCAAGGAAGCGGACCACAACGAGGAAGACGAGGACGAUCCUACACGUCCUACCCGUGGCAAUAGGAAGAACUACGAGCUAACGUUGCUGGUUCGCAAACGUUUGGCCAAAACCAUCCAACGUUUAAUGCAGCACGGUUUGCGGAGCAUGUCCGAAAGCGCAAGCCACAGCCUGGUUCCAUUCAUAUCGGGAUGCUUUUCAUCCAACGGCAGCAGUAACAGUGGCACCAACCACCAUUCCAGCAUGAACGGAAGAUCGAACGAAGGCUUUUAUCGAUCGGAGGUCAGACGAAAGAGUACGGGAGCGACUACCACUGCACCAAAGAAACAGGCAUCGUGUCCAGUGGAGGACACGGGAAAUUUGAACGUGGAAGACAAUCUGUUUUCUCAGCUGGACGACGACGAAGAUGACGAGAUGGAGCCCCAAUUCGACAGCAAUAGUGUGGACGAAAUGCAUGCCUGGGAGCUAUUGCUGGUGUACUAUAACAUAAAAAAUGGCGAUCGUUACAACUCGACCCCGGCGCGAAAGUUGUCCGAAAGUUUCAACUUGGAUAUCGUGGAUGGCAGACCGUUAUCAAACAAACAGAGUCUUCUCAGUGCUAUUGGAUCGAUUGUUGCAUUGCACAGUCCCUACAAAAGAAGCUACGAUUCGCAGUUUAAGGCUUUCAUAUGUGCCGGACUGAACGCCCAGAAGUUAACGCAAUGGCUGUACCUUAUAUUCCAGUGUAAGGAACUGGUCAGCUCCCAUUAUUCCAGCUGGAGUUAUGUGGCCAACACCGGCUUUCGUGAUGCUCUGAAAACGCUGGAUCGCUUGACGCAGUAUCGUUUCGAUCUUCCAGUCGAUUUAUCGAUUCGUCAGUUUAAAAACAUCAAAGACGUAUUCAUGUAGUUACGAUUAGCAGCAGACCACGUGGUGUGGGUUCCUUCUAGAUGCCGCGUCGUCCCAGUACAGCCACUAGUUUCCUAUUUGGUUGCUGAAUAACACCCUUUCGUACCUGUACAGGGCUUGUUCGACGUAUUCCAACCCAUACAGUGGGGUUCCUUUCUACUGGAAAAUUUCAAUAGCAUCAUUCGCACUAUCAAGUUCGUUAAACACUCGUUAUGUAUCAACAAAGAUAUAUAUCUUGAUUGUGGGAGAAUAUUGUAACAUACCUUAUCCAACUAUAGCUAGGGGUCAAGCCAAGGCACGAUGUAGGAGAAACGAUGAUGAGAAUGGUGGCUAAAGCGGUGGAAAAUUGUUAGUAAAUAUCAUUAAAAU